ACUCGACCGAAAUCGCUAUAAACCCGAACGAAAACACACACACAUCAAAGCAAUUACGCCCGUUAAUGGCGGCCUCUACAGAUACAACGGCAGCGCCGUCGACGACUCUCCGGCACGCCUCUGGAAAUAUUCUCGCAUUCUUCAUCCUCCUGUUAAUUGGCGUACUCGCAUUCUCGAUCCGUCUUUUUUCGGUUAUUAAAUAUGAAAGUGUUAUUCACGAGUUCGAUCCUUAUUUCAAUUACAGAGUUACUCAGUUUCUCACGAAGAAUGGGAUAUAUGAUUUCUGGAAUUGGUUUGAUGAUCGAACCUGGUAUCCUCUUGGACGAGUCAUUGGUGGAACGGUUUACCCUGGAUUGACUCUAACAGCUGGGACAAUAUGGAAGGUACUUCAGUCCUUGAAUAUUCCCCUAUCUGUGGAAACUGUUUGUGUAUUCACUGCUCCUGUAUUCUCAGCCUUUGCUGCAUGGGCAACAUAUCUCUUGACAAAGGAAGUUAAAGGAGCAGGUGCUGGACUAACAGCUGCAGUUCUUCUGGCCAUGGUUCCAUCUUACAUAUCUAGAUCAGUGGCUGGGAGCUAUGACAAUGAAGCUGUAGCCAUCUUUGCUUUGAUCUUCACCUUCUAUCUCUACAUUAAGACAUUGAACACAGGAUCCCUUUUCUAUGCUACUUUAAACUCAAUUGCAUACUUCUACAUGGUAUGCUCUUGGGGAGGAUACACCUUUAUUAUCAAUCUGAUACCAAUGCAUGUGCUUCUUUGCAUUGUGACUGGUCGCUAUUCAUCUCGGCUCUACAUUGCAUAUGCUCCACUUGUUGUCUUGGGAACAUUACUGGCAGCAUUAGUGCCUGUUGUUGGUUUUAAUGCAGUCAUGACAUCAGAACAUUUUGCAUCAUUUUUGGUUUUCAUUAUCAUCCAUUUGGUCGCUCUUGCAUAUUACAUUAAAGGAAUCCUCUCACCAAAGAUGUUUAAAGUAGCAGCCACUCUUGUUAUAUCAGUUGGCAUGGUGGUAUGCUGUGGUGUAGUAGCUGUACUUGUAGCAGUGGUUGCAUCUAGUCCAACAAAGGGAUGGAGUGGAAGAAGUUUAAGUCUUCUUGAUCCAACAUAUGCAAGCAAAUACAUUCCAAUUAUUGCAAGUGUCAGUGAACAUCAACCACCUACUUGGCCAUCUUACUUUAUGGAUCUAAAUGUACUAGCAUUCUUGGUUCCUGCUGGAAUUAUUGCAUGUUUUUCACCUCUAUCUGAUGCAAGUUCCUUUGUCAUCCUUUACAUAGUAAUGUCGGUAUAUUUUUCCAGUGUCAUGGUACGAUUAAUGCUUGUGCUUGCUCCAGCUGCAUGCAUAUUAUCUGGAAUUGCUCUUUCUGAAGCCUUUGAUGUUUUCACAAGAUCAAUUAAAUUCUAUGUAUCUGACCUAUCUGAAAAUCUCCAGACUGAAGCAGGGGAUGGAGCAUCUGCUAGUAAUGUGUCCAUGGAAAAUAAUGACAAAAAAGAAGAGUUGUUGAAGGAAAGAGGUUCCAAGAAAAACAAGAAGAAAGAGAAGGUGGUUGUGGAAGAGAGUUCUAAGAAGAAGAAGACUGAAAAGAGGCCUUUAGUUUUGCCUGUUGACACAUCGAUUUUUGCUCUUUUCUUAAUUGUGUUGUUGGGUGCCUUCUAUGUGGUCCAUAGUGUAUGGGCUGCAGCAGAGGCUUAUUCAGCUCCUUCAAUUGUGCUGACUUCUCAUUCACCCGAAGGGCUUCAUGUUUUUGAUGAUUUCAGAGAGGCUUACGCAUGGUUAAGCCAUAACACUGAAGUAGAUGAUAAAGUGGCAUCAUGGUGGGACUAUGGUUACCAAACAACAGCAAUGGCUAACCGUACAGUUAUAGUUGAUAACAACACAUGGAACAACACACAUAUUGCUACUGUUGGCACUGCCAUGUCAUCACCCGAAAAAGCUGCUUGGGAAAUUUUCAACUCCUUGGAUGUCAAAUAUGUCCUUGUUGUUUUUGGAGGUGUUGUGGGAUACUCUAGUGAUGAUAUAAAUAAGUUCCUAUGGAUGGUUCGUAUAGGAGGAGGUGUCUUCCCACAUAUCAAGGAGCCUGAUUAUCUUAGAGAUGGGCAAUACCGAAUUGAUUCACAGGCGACUCCAACCAUGCUAAACUGCCUUAUGUAUAAACUAUCAUAUUUCAGGUUUGUGGAGACGGAUGGUGGUAGAGGAUAUGAUAGAGUUAGGAGGACUGAAAUAGGGAAAAAACAUUUCAAGUUGACUCAUUUUGAAGAGGUGUUCACAACUCAUCAUUGGAUGGUUCGGAUAUAUAAACUAAAACCUCAAAAGAACAGGAUUCGUGGCAAGACAGCAAAGAAAUCUAGAUCGAAAAGUAGCUCGACCACCACAACACCAACUAGAACAUUAACGAAAAGGAAUCCUUGGCACUAGGAAUGUUUUUUUGUUUUAUUUUUUACAUUUUUCGGGCCUUAACUUUAUGAGAGGUAGCUUAAAUGUAAUACAUACAGAGAAGAAAACAAUCCUUUGACCAAUAAACGCGGAAUUCCUAUUAGUAUUACUAUCAACAACAAUUAUGCAAUCAUGGACACUUGGACACUAA
Lactuca sativa (garden lettuce) is the source of this 2577-nucleotide messenger RNA. Its product is annotated as dolichyl-diphosphooligosaccharide--protein glycosyltransferase subunit STT3A. The record is from RefSeq and is a predicted model, not a curated record. Gene Ontology annotation, cellular component: membrane. Lineage: Eukaryota; Viridiplantae; Streptophyta; Magnoliopsida; Asterales; Asteraceae. Gene Ontology annotation, molecular function: oligosaccharyl transferase activity.